Molecule: messenger RNA, 1203 nt
Organism: Ylistrum balloti
Lineage: Eukaryota; Metazoa; Mollusca; Bivalvia; Pectinida; Pectinidae
Product: beta-1,3-galactosyltransferase brn-like
Exons: 1
Coding region: 1-1203 (400 amino acids)
Cellular component (GO): membrane
Molecular function (GO): hexosyltransferase activity; UDP-glycosyltransferase activity
Source: RefSeq, a predicted model, not a curated record
AUGAAAAAACAACACUAUAUAUCUUGGCUUUGUGGACGAUUUAGGAAUGUGUUCUUAUAUCUGUUACUUCUUUUCUCGGUAUUCACAGUCCUAUCAUUCUUUGAAGAUACUACCUUGGUACAUUCCUACAAUAAAAAAGUCUCGGUAUUUUUCGAAAUGAUGAACCGUUCUACCAAAAUACCGACGUUUAGAAACAUUACAUUAAAAUCGCGAAAGACAAUUAAACCUGGUCCAAUCGACGUGCCACGUCUAAAUAGGACUUUUCAACACAGAGAAAGAAAAAUUCUAUCCAUGAGGAAUUUCCGAUACCCUUUGAAUGUGAAUUUGUCCUACCUUGUGAAUAGGAAGAUGUUGGAUGAUACACCAAUUGACAUUAAACCUAUCAAUCCUCAUAACUUUCGAUAUUUGCACAAGCCUGAAAAAUGUCAGUUUUCCGGACCUAAAGACACGGUAAAAUUGUUAGUUCUGGUAAAAUCUGCUGUCCGUAACUUGGAUCUACGUAAAGGCAUACGCGAUUCUUGGGGAAAGGACCCAUCCCCAAAUAUCCGCAUAGUGUUCUUACUGGGGAACACAGACGGCGCUAAUCAGAAACUUAUACGGGAGGAAAGUAAGAAGUAUUCGGAUGUGGUACAAGAGGACUUCAGAGAUAGAUAUAUUAACAACACUUACAAAACCAUCAUGGGAUUUAACUGGGGAGUGACAUUCUGUUCGAAUGCGUCAUUCUUCUUUUUCGUUGAUGAUGAUCAUUAUGUGUUCUUGUCUAAUAUAUAUAACUAUCUUACGGGCGUCCAUUCCUCCGAAUCUGUCCAUUUGCUGACAGGUUAUCUUCUACCUCACUCCAAACCUUACAGGGAUGUCAAGUCGAAAUGGUUCGUGUCAUGGGAAGAUUAUGGUUACGACUCGUGGCCACCUUACUUAGCCGGAGGCGCAUACAUUGUAUCAUUUUCAACAGCGCAGAAAUUUCAAAUAGCAUUUCCGUAUGUUAAGUAUCUUGGAAUAGAUGAUAGUUAUUUAGGAAUUGUUGCAAAGAAACUUAAUAUCCGCCCAACUCACAAUCAUUACUUCGGUAAUAGAGCAUCCUUCUAUAAUGGUAAGCAAAUCAGACGAUCGAAUAUGUUUGCUUCACAUGGAUUUAAAGACCCAAAUAAAAUGAUGAAAGUUUGGAAUAUGCUAAAUGCUAAUAACACGUCAGGUACUCAAUAA